Messenger RNA from Harpegnathos saltator (Jerdon's jumping ant), 3129 nucleotides. RefSeq lists its product as uncharacterized. Lineage: Eukaryota; Metazoa; Arthropoda; Insecta; Hymenoptera; Formicidae. The transcript is spliced from 4 exons. The coding region runs from base 305 to 1339 and encodes 344 amino acids. The record is from RefSeq and is a predicted model, not a curated record.
GCCAAUCCUGUUCUCUGUUUUCGUGCCGACCGCCGAUCGGUCGGCGAUCCGACAUCCGCGGCCGGCGGCAUGCCCAGAUUUAAGCUUCUUCCUUGCCAGGCAGGAUCUCCGCUCAGCCUCACCCGCGUUGAUCCUUCGUUUAUUCGAUUCUCGUCUCUCGCGAGAUCUUGCUGCCGUACGUCCGUUCGUCCGUCGCCGCCGUCGCCGCUGAUUCCGAAUCUGAUCCGACCGCUCGAUCGAGGAAUCGAGCAUCGUUCUCCGUUCUGCAGGAGCGCCUUGGCAAACAGAGCUAUUGGGGUGCAACAUGGCUGUGAAGGCCACGGUUUUGGUGCUGAUGGUCACGUUGGUGGUCGUCGCGUCCGCUGGAUUGCUCGAGACCCUGCUCUCGUGGGACUUGCCGGAGGUCGAAGCGAGAUCGACCACUCCGCAAUCCAAGUGUCUGUGCCAGACUUCCGGUUGCCUGUGCUGCGUCGAUCUGAAUCUGACUUCCACGAUCGACCUGGGCGGGCCGGCUUGCGUAAACAUCAAGCAAAAGGAGCAGAACAUCUCCCUGAACCUGAACUACGGCGACAACCCGGUGCAUAACGCCACGAUAAGGAUCGCGAACGCGGCUAAUAAACCGACGUGCAUGAACCUCCUGUCGGACUUGGCGCAAAUCUGCGCGAGAUUCGCGUCGAUCAAGCAAUCUGACGUCGGCGGCUACGACGGCUGCAUGGUGAUCGAGCCGGCUUUGUUGGGCACACCGCAAGCCACGUAUCACAUAGGUUGCUUCAACUUCUAUCAAGGUGUCCGGCAGAUCGAGGUGUCCGCCAUCACAGAGACGACAGAAUCGACCGACACCUCGGACGACGAGGACGACAGCCUGAACACCGACGAGCUGAUCGCCGCGGUGUCCGCCAGCGCCGAGCACGGGAUCGCGUUGUUCUCGCAAUGGCUGGGUCUCAGCCUGAACCCGAAGCUGAACCUAACGACCAAAGAGGACAGUUCAGUCCCGGAUCAGCAGCAACAGCGCACCAGCGACAGCAGCUCCUCGAGGUCGGCCCGGAACAUGCUGGACAUCCAAGCGGAGAAGAGUGACGAGCGGUUCAAGCAGCUACUAAGCGCCCAGGACAACGUGCUGAAGGGUUCGGCGACCAUCGGCCAAUCCAACGGCAUGCAGACCACCUUCGUGUAUUCCAGGCCGAGCGAUCUGAUGGCCGAGAGCAACAACGCGACCGAGGAGGCCAAGAGGAGGCUGGAGACGGAAGCUGCGGUGCCGCAGCACCUGGUCGUGGUGCCGAAGGAGUCCAGGAGAGGCGGCAGGGCGUACAACAUCCACCAGCACGUCAACGAGAUCUGAGAACGCGGAUGAUUCGGUGGUCGCGCGGCGACCCCGCCGUCGUCGCCGACGACUCCUCUUAGAGCUUAGGAUGGCCCGCACGUAGACUACACUUGUACGUAUUGCACGCGGAGCUGGGCGACGGGGAGGAGAGAACUUCGCUCCGUUCGACCGCUGAGUUGUCGCAGACAACUUGGCUUCGUUCGUUGAAUUCCCUCGCGAUUACACGCGCGAUCUGUGGAGCACGGCUGAAACGCCAGUCCGCUCCUCGGGAGCUUCCUGAGAAAGGCUGAGAUAUGUAUUGCGCGUUCUUGUCGAACGAAUGCCGCGCGGCCGUCGCGUUUACACCCGCCCAGCUCCGUCCGUAUGAUCUCUCGCGAUUGUGAUCACGUUUGCUCUCGAUUUCACUCCGCUGGUCGAGAUCGUCGCCUCUCUCGUGAUGGUAUACACCACUAACCACUCAUCCGCUACCCCCCCUCCCCCUCCCCCCGCCUACGGUAAUCAUUCACAGUACGUGUUGACUGAAUGUAUGUAUGAUCGUUCGUUUUGCAGUAAAGCAACGAGUGGCAAAUCGUCCGUAGCAAUUACACCGUAAGACAAUUCGAUUGUUCUGUUUCAAAGGGAGAGGAGGAAUCUUCAGAUAAUGUCGUGAUUUUUUCUUGGUUUUCCGAUAGAUCGUGGGGACGACGUCGUCGCGACGUCGAUAGCGUAAGUGACGAGCGCUUCCAAUCGCGCUUCCAAACGGGUCUAUGUAUUUAUUUUCCUCUCUCGUUUUCUCCGUCGAGCCCGCGUACUCUCUCUCUCUCUCUCUCUCUCUCUCUCUCUAAGUAGAAAAUAUAAUGAUAGUGUCUCACGCCACGAGGUUGUGUUUACAUGCGAGAUCGCGAGUCACACUUGCACUCGUUCGCGGCAGGUCGUACACGUUAUCUGGAGUGUGAUAAGGAUUUUAUCAGGACAAGUUAUAACACUUAUAUGUGAACACUCUCACGCAUAUACACAUACAGCACAUACGUGUAUUCACACGAGCAUAGUGUACAGACCUGCCGACGCAGUUCACUGCAUUGCGAUGUAAUCUCAAUCAAAAACGAUCCUCUACUUGUAUUCCAGUGUUCCCUGAUUAAUAUUACUAAUUAGAAUACACGAAACGAGAUAAGAAGUUAAUGAAGUUUCUCUGUUACUUCGGAACGGCACGCGAUCCGCGUGUGCGAAAUUCUCUCUCGGUGCGAUGCCAGGAUGAACUAUGUAAUGUUGCAUAUUAUUUAUAUAGCUCGAUGCGCAAAGCUGAAUAAAAAUUCUUUGACGAGGGAGAUCGUGUUCUUUUAUUCACGUUCUUUUCUAUUGCGAUGUAGCUUGAAAUAUAUAUUUGAUCACAUAUUUAAUAAGGGAACGUCCGUUUCUCUUGUCAUGCGCUUCGAUGUGUGACCUGAAAGUUUUAUUCUCUGAGAGAGAGUGUUUUAUAGUAACAAAAGUCUACAAGGAUUGAAGAAUCGAGAGUGCCUCUUGCCGAAGGACGCGCAGUUUCAUUUACUCUCGAGGGGCGUUAUUGAUGUUAAUAGCGACAUUAAUAUAUUCUUAAUUACUGAUUUGAUUAUUCACAUCAAAAGUUUGAUCUUUAAAAUACAUUACGCAUCUCUGAAAAAACUUAUAUUUUAUAUAAAAAUCUACGUGUCUAAAAAAGAUAUCUCGAAAUACUGCACCAAGUGAAAAAUAUCUAAAAAAUUAGAAAAGCAUUCGGUGAGUACUAACAAUAUGUGUACUCUUAAAUCUAAACUCUUAUAUUUAAAUAGAUCAAACAAUUGCUUCUCCCACGA